CCUCUCCGCAUCCGGGAGAUCUGAGUAACGGGUAACGCCGGGCAUCAAGGAAGCAAGUCGCGCUGCAGCUGGAGAAGAUGGCAGAUCCGUGGCAGGAAUGCAUGGAUUAUGCAGUAACCCUAGCAAGACAAGCUGGAAAGGUGGUCUGUGAGGCUCUUAUAAAUGAAAAGAAUAUUAUGCUGAAAAGUUCUCCAGCUGAUUUGGUAACUGUUACUGACCAAAAAGUUGAACAAAUGCUUAUUUCUUCAAUAAAGGAAAAGUAUCCAUCUCACAGUUUCAUUGGUGAGGAGUCUGUGGCAGCUGGGGAGAAAAGUGUCUUAACCGACAACCCCACGUGGAUCAUUGACCCUAUUGAUGGAACGACUAACUUUGUACAUAGAUUUCCUUUUGUAGCUGUUUCAAUUGGCUUUGUUGUAAAUAAAAAGAUAGAAUUUGGAGUUGUGUACAGUUGUGUGGAGGAUAAGAUGUACUCUGCCAGGAAAGGAAAAGGAGCCUUUUGUAAUGGUCAGAAACUACAGGUUUCACAGCAAGAAGAUAUUACCAAAUCACUCUUGGUGACUGAGUUGGGCUCUUCCAGAACACCAGAGACUGUCAGAAUUAUUCUUUCUAAUAUGGAAAAGCUGUUUUGCAUUCCUAUUCAUGGAAUCCGGAGUGUUGGAACAGCAGCAGUUAAUAUGUGCCUUGUGGCAACUGGAGGAGCAGACGCGUAUUAUGAAAUGGGAAUUCACUGCUGGGAUGUUGCAGGAGCUGGCAUUAUUGUUACAGAAGCUGGUGGAGUGCUAAUGGAUGUUACGGGUGGACCGUUUGAUUUGAUGUCACGAAGAGUAAUUGCUGCAAGUAGUAGAGCAUUAGCAGAAAGGAUAGCCAAAGAAAUUCAGGUCGUACCUUUUCAACGAGAUGAUGAAGAUUAAUUACAACAGCCUUCUAUUCAGUCGUAGUUGCUUCUGCCCAGAUUUGCUGACUCACUGGUGGAUAUCUGUUUUAGAUGUAUGAUAUGCUUGGUUUAAAUUGUCUUUGUCCAGAUUAAGAAAUUGGAACUUGGUCCAUAUUUAUCUAAGACUAUGUUUGUAAGAAUAGAUGUAAUGUUUGUUUCAUUGCUUUAAAAAUUUUGCAUGUAAGAAAAUGUACUUUCGGAAAAAUGCACAGGAAGUACAGUUCAUGAGAUAAGCAUAAUGUCAACCAAAAUAGUCAAUUAGCAAUUUGUCAUUUCAAAGUACCUGUGAUCCUCUGGAAUUUUGACUGACUAUAUAUAUAUACAUAUAGACACUCAGAAAGUUACCUUUUUGGAAAAAAUUUUCUCUUUAAUUUCAAAAGCCAUAUUUAUUUAAAUUUCUAAGGAUAUUAUUAGUACUUCCUAGACCAAGGUUUGUCUUUUUGCAGAGAACCUUAUUUGUUUUAUUCAUCAGUGUCCAUAUAGCACCUAGUACAGUACCUGUCGAAUAGUAGGCAAUCCAAAACAAAUGUCAUAAGAAUGAAUAUUUUGAAGGCAACCAUUCAUAGUUAUAAGAGAUAUAUAAAGUGAUUAGCUCGCCAUUUGGUAUUUUUGCUUCAGGUUUUGAAGUAAAAAUUAGCUAGUUCUUUUUUAUAUUUCACAUUACCAUACCAUUUCACAUUACCAUACUGUAAGACAGCAUUGCUUGGCCGAGCAUGGUGGCUCAUGCCUGUAAUCCCAGCCCUUUGGGAGGCUCAGGUGGGAGGAUUGCUUGAGGCCAGGAGUUGAAUACCAGUCUGAGCAAUGUGACAAGACUCCAUCUCUACACAAAAUACAAAAAUUAGCUGGGUGUGAUGUAGUCCCAGCUACUCUGGAGGCUGAGAC
Molecule: messenger RNA, 1816 nt
Organism: Lemur catta (Ring-tailed lemur)
Lineage: Eukaryota; Metazoa; Chordata; Mammalia; Primates; Lemuridae
Product: inositol monophosphatase 1
Exons: 9
Coding region: 78-911 (277 amino acids)
Biological process (GO): phosphatidylinositol phosphate biosynthetic process; signal transduction; inositol metabolic process
Molecular function (GO): inositol monophosphate 1-phosphatase activity
Source: RefSeq, a predicted model, not a curated record